This is a messenger RNA of Juglans regia (Persian walnut), 679 nucleotides long. RefSeq lists its product as uncharacterized. Lineage: Eukaryota; Viridiplantae; Streptophyta; Magnoliopsida; Fagales; Juglandaceae. The transcript is spliced from 3 exons. The coding region runs from base 317 to 679 and encodes 120 amino acids. The record is from RefSeq and is a predicted model, not a curated record.
UGUAGUCUAUCACUUGGAGGUCAUGCGAACCUUGUGAAUUGAUAUAUUAUGGCGUGCAUCUUUGAGGAGAGUGACACGGCCAAAGAUCAUCCCAGAAGCGAAUCUGCUUACCAUUACCCAACAAAAAAAAAUUCAAGAAAGUGAUAUGUAAAAGGAAGACAAUAAGCUUACUUUUCUUUUCUAACAAAAUAAUAUUCUUAGCAUGUUUCCUCUUGGCUUCUUCGUGGUUAUUGAAACUGGUUAUACCAAUGAUCUUGUGUUCUGGUAGGCACACCCCUUUGCAGAUAAUCCACCUUAUUGGUAACUUCAUGAGAAUAUGGUCAGUGUACUCCAUGUACCACUAUUUGACUCAAACGGGAGCUCCAGUCAUACUUUUUUAAUACUUCAAAAGCCUUGGAAGGGCAGGCCACUCUCAAAUCAACAGGUUGUACCUUCUAUAAUAAAUGGUGGAAUAACAGCUUUAUACUUCAUCAUGUGGGGAAAAGGCCUCAAAUCAUGUGGACCAGUGAGGGUCCUUGAAGAUAGGAACGAGGUGAGGACUCAGGCCAACGCGUUUGACAUUAUUGAGAGAGGGAAAAUGAGGGGGGGUCUUGUUGGUUUGUGUCAUGUGGACUUGUCCAUUGGAGCUGAUGCGAAUCUUUUGAUAUUGUGUAAGUCAUGUGCACUGGUACUGUUAUGA